UGUGCACGUGAUGGUGGGCGUAGAACCAUAAAACUGACACAUGUUUUUAAAAAUAAAUCAAGAGAGAGGGAAGUAUAGAACUAUUCUUGUUUGGAUCAUCCGAAUCUCAAUCUCUGGCAAUGGGUGAAGAGAAAUGGUGUGUGGUGACCGGCGGAAGAGGCUUUGCUGCUCGACAUUUGGUCGAAAUGCUCAUCCGCUAUGAAAUUUAUCAUGUCCGCAUUGCUGAUUUGGGGCCAACCAUUAAACUUGAGCCUCAUGAGGAAAAGGGUAUUCUUGGAGAAGCCCUCAAAUCUGGCCGUGCUCUAUAUGUAUCCAUGGAUCUUCUUAACAAGUCCCAAGUCCUCAAAGCUUGUGAAGGAGCUGAGGUUGUUUUCCACAUGGCUGCUCCAGAUUCAUCGAUCAACAACCACAAGCUCCACUAUUCAGUUAAUGUGCAAGGAACCCAGAAUAUAAUUGAUGCUUGCGUUGAGCUGAAAGUGAAAAGACUUAUUUACACCAGCUCUCCCAGUGUGGUGUUUGAUGGAAUUACUGGAAUUCUAGAUGGGGAUGAAUCACUGCCAUAUCCUGCGAAGCAUAAUGAUUCCUACUCUGCAACUAAAGCUGAAGGAGAGGCACUUGUUAUGAAGUCAAAUGGUACUAAAGGGCUGCUGACAUGCUGCAUUAGACCUAGCAGUAUUUUUGGCCCUGGUGAUAGGUUGCUAGUUCCUUCACUAGUCGCAGCUGCAAGGGCUGGAAAAUCUAAGUUCAUUAUUGGUGAUGGAAAUAACCUGUAUGAUUUCACUUACGUGGAGAAUGUGGCACAUGCGCAUGUGUGUGCGGAACGAGCUCUAGCAUCAGGAGGAGCAGCUGCAGAGAAAGCUGCUGGGAACGCUUAUUUCGUCACGAACACGGAGUCCAUUAAGUUUUGGGAGUUCGUAUCACUUAUUCUUGAAGGUCUUGGCUAUGACAGGCCAAGUAUUAAGAUUUCUGCAUCUGUUAUGAUGCCAAUUGCACAUUUGGUGGAACUGACUUAUAAGCUGUUAGCACCUUAUGGAAUGAAGGUCCCACAGUUGACUCCUUCGAGAAUCAGACUUCUCUCUAUGAGCAGAACAUUUAGUAGUUCAAAAGCAAGUGAUCGACUAGGAUACGCACCUAUUGUCACACUUCAGGAGGGCAUAAGGAGGACCAUUGAAUCCUAUCCACAUCUGAGAGCUGAACACGGGUCGGGAAAGGAUGGUCCUAAAUCAUCUGCAUCUCUUUUUAAACGGUUCUUCCUCCUGGUGGUUUUCUCUCUAUUAAUUCUAAGCGUACUUGGGAUCAUUUCACCAUGGAGUUUUUUCGUCAUAGGAAUCUUAGCUGCCUUUGUUGUGUUCUUGAUAUUUGACAAAAGCAAGAAGAAUUAGAUCAUUUAGUUCAUGCAGAAUUUGGUCUAGCAUUGAUGGGAGAACUUUCAACUCU
Molecule: messenger RNA, 1437 nt
Organism: Solanum verrucosum
Lineage: Eukaryota; Viridiplantae; Streptophyta; Magnoliopsida; Solanales; Solanaceae
Product: 3beta-hydroxysteroid-dehydrogenase/decarboxylase
Exons: 10
Coding region: 120-1382 (420 amino acids)
Biological process (GO): steroid biosynthetic process
Molecular function (GO): 3-beta-hydroxy-Delta5-steroid dehydrogenase (NAD+) activity
Source: RefSeq, a predicted model, not a curated record